Molecule: messenger RNA, 2984 nt
Organism: Planococcus citri (citrus mealybug)
Lineage: Eukaryota; Metazoa; Arthropoda; Insecta; Hemiptera; Pseudococcidae
Product: proline-, glutamic acid- and leucine-rich protein 1-like
Exons: 14
Coding region: 541-2865 (774 amino acids)
Biological process (GO): rRNA processing
Cellular component (GO): nucleus
Source: RefSeq, a predicted model, not a curated record
ACCAGCGGUGUUAUCAGUGAAAUUCGCGAUGUUUCGCUUACCACGUCUCAACAUCUAGGUACCACGUCUAUGCAUUUCAUUAUUACGUACCUACGUACAUAAAGUUGAAUUGAAUGUUUGUUAACCACUUCAAUAAGCCCAGCCCAAUCUGUAAUUUUUAUUGAAUCGGCAGCUCGACACUAUUCAGAAAGAAGUUAUAAUUUCACUUUCACGGUUGAAUUAUUUGUAAAGGUAGAAUUGCCUCAACUAAGCCGUCGUGUUUGAAGUUCUGAAGCUCGAUUUGUACGAAGGGUACUUGUAUAAUUUUACAGUUCUUCGAACUUGAGUGGAAGCACAGCUCGUGAAGCAUAUAUUCGACUCGCUCGGUAUGGAUUUGUAUGAAACGGCAGAAGAUUCGAAUCUCACUGUGGAAAAUUGUACCUAUACAUGGACAAUCAACAACUAUUGUGAUCUUUGCGAAACAGGAGAAAAGUUUCGAUCCCUCCCUUUUAAAGCUAUUGGUGAUGAUUUCGAGUGGUGUAUGGAGCAUAAAAUCUCGACAUGGAUUCGAAUGAAUUCAAGAACAUGGAAACCAACUUAACUGUGCUUCAUUCGUUGCUGAAAGACGUAGACGUGAAUACUCAGUGCUUCAAUAAUGGACUAGCCUUCGUCGAGGAAAGCCAGCUUUUGAAUUUCGCUGAAAAUGCAAACGUUCAAGAAAUCGUGUCGUUGAUUAAUGCAGCCUUACAUAAUCCAUUGGGUGACCGGUUACGAGCUUUGCAAGUGUUGGGAAAAUGUUCGAAACAAUGUUCAGACGAUGUGUUCACUUCGAACGCUAUAUUAUGGAUGCAGCAUUGUACUCAGUGGUCUCCUCAGUCGAUAAAUGUAGAACUGAAGAUUCUCAAUAAUUUGAUCGUCAGAUCUGUCGGUAGUCCGGAUUUAAAGAAGCAGAUCAACGCAGCUAUGAUACCAAGGAUCGUAGAACGGUUGAAUAAUUGCUCCAGUACUGCUAAAAGUACUGUGAUUCUAAAGUUGAUCUGUUUACGAUCACUUCUCGAUGGGUAUUCUUCUUCGUGCAGUCAGUAUCGAACUCAGCUCUAUAAACAUAUCGUUUUUACGUUGAAGAAUUAUUGCGAAUACGACGAGAUCGUUUCUGUAGCUGCUGGUUGUUUGAUGUUACUUCAUUCGUGUGGAAGUGCUGGCCAACAAGGGGUAAAUUACAAGGAACGUUGGACGUCUCAAUUCAACGCUUGUAUCUCAACUUAUCAUAAAUUAUUGGAUCAACUUUACGGAGAUAUUGAACAAAUGAAGAUUGAUUCAGAUAAACUGAACGAGACAGCUUUUGAUGAUUUUUUGGAAUUGAAACCAGAGUAUCAAGUUAGUCCUACGAUGAGAUACUUCGGUUUACGUAGAAGUUGCAACGUGUUGACCAGUAUGAUGCAGUCUAUGCUUUUAGGAAAGUUCCCUGUUGGGAAGUCGUUCAAUGUGAGGAAUACGAUGAAUUUAAUAUGCAGAAUUCUAUCCGUCACCAAUGUUACCCUACAGGAUGAAAGCUUGACCAACGAUAUUAUCGCUUUGGGAGCUAAUCUACCUUUUCUGCAUCUGUGUGCGUUUGAUUUGUUGCAAGCUGUGAUAAUUAGUGCGAAGAGGAAUUUAAUCGUGCAUAGUACGUUGAUAUGUAAAUUAUGCAUUCAGUCGUUGAAAUGGAUUUCUAUUAUUGCGCGAGCCAAUGAAACUAUUAAACCCUUCAGAGAUGUGAGGAGAAAAGCAUACUCCACAUUGUGCACAUGGCUAUCAGUUGCUGGAUCUUGCAGUUCAAUUGAAGUUUUCGCCGAUGAACUAGUUCCUCUGUUAAUUUCAAGCAUGGAACAUCGUAAACAAAGUAUAAGUCUUCUGAUCGAUCCGCAAAAAAAGAAAGGCAAACGUAAACGUAGCCAUAUCAGCAGCGAAAUGAGUCUAAACCCAGAAGUAUCCAACUCCUCUGGUGAAGUCUCAGACGAAGACGUAUGUUGCUUGGCUCACAAUACAUUGCAAUUAAUGUUACGUAACGCCUCCGUAUUCAUCAAAUGGGAGCAUCACAAGACCGUGCAAACUGUGAUCGUUAACCUGUUGCUGGAUAUCCAAAAAUGCAGCACAGAACAAGAAUACCCAUCGAUGUACUCGAACGCUAGAUGUCGUCUGAUGCUGUAUGGAACUUUACUCACCCUUUUGACAGAACCUCAUCCUAAAUGGUUUGCUCCUACGUCGUACGCUGUGAAUAUAUUCAACGCCGGAGUCAACGAUCCUCAAGUUUCAAUUUCAACAUUCUGUAAAUUCGCUGUUACCCAAAUCGAGGCGAUAAACCAUCCCAAAGCUCCCAGUUUAUCGUUCGUCAGUGAAACCGUACAAACUACUAAACCAUCAGCUGAUGUGGAACGUUUACUUGCUGUGACUGCCUCGAUUGAAACUCCAGCACUUAGUGCACCGCAGAAAGUCGCAGAGGUGUUGAAAUCUCGCGAACAAGCCAACAACCUGACCAAAUCUAACCAGAGUAUCGUUCAAGAUCCUACUCCGGCUGAAAAUAAUCGUGAUGGGGGUUGUAAUGCGAUGAAAUCUCGCAUCAGGGAGAUCGCACCUGCUGAGAAGCCUUUGGUGGAAGAGCGGAGCGAUUCACCUUCGCCUAAGAAAUUUAAAAUGGAUGUAACAUCGAAGAAUAAUUUGAUCUCGGAUAAACAACAACAGCAGGAGUCGAGUAUUGAAAAGAAUCCUGUCGAUACUACCAUUUCGAAUGCUUCUUCUGUCAACGAGUCUUCGACUAAAGACGAUUCGAAGAGCCGAAGUUCCUUGUGGCCUGAAGAAGAUGGUGAUGUUGAUUUAAUGUUGAAGGAUUUUGUCGACGAUAUUUGAAGUAUUUUUCAACACGAGUUAUUGUACUAACAUAUUUGAGAAUUUGUUAUUAUUUGAAUGUUUUAUUGCAUUUUUGUAUUGUAUGAUACAAUUUUGAUGAUGAAAUAGUUUUUAUUUUU